Molecule: messenger RNA, 1029 nt
Organism: Gregarina niphandrodes
Lineage: Eukaryota; Apicomplexa; Conoidasida; Eugregarinorida; Gregarinidae
Exons: 1
Coding region: 1-1029 (342 amino acids)
Source: RefSeq, a predicted model, not a curated record
AUGUUGUAUUACCGUGAGGGAGGGGAGGGUGCGGGUCGUGUGUUAGAUCGUGCGUUGGAGUCGAGCGAAGACGAAUUGGUUUGGACUCCGAUGCAGGGUGGGUCUCCACAGUUGUUGACGUUGGCUCGGAGUUUCCAGGCGGGUACGGGAGUGGUGCGUGUGCAGGUGGACCCGCGGUUCUGGCGGCCGGCGAGGCAUUUGAUCUCGCCGGCGAAGGAGGAACUGCGAGGCUAUUGCGAGCUUUGGAUGCAGCAGCCCCAGUUGGAACGGGGUGGAGGACGAGGGUCGAGUGAGACGCGAAGGACUGUGGGGCGACAUGAGCGACGGAUGAGCGAGUUGCGGGAACCAGAUAUGACCAGGGAAAUGGCCCGUGAUCUGGCCCGGGGUAGUCUCAAGCCAAGUAGUCUGCAGGCGCCUGUACUUGCUCCAAGUAGUCUGAGGCCACAGACACCACUGAACCCUGGCCUCAAGGGAGCGAUGCUCGAAGCCUUGGGCGAGCUGACGCCCGGAUAUUUGCGCGAAGUGGACGUGGACUUGGUCCUGCACGGCUGGCUACUACAACCCUUCGUGAUGCAGCCGUUACUACAAGGCAUGGUCAUGGGGCGUGGUAAUCCGCACGGAGCCCCCGACGCCGGUCCGCCCUCCUUUUAUAUCGGAUGGGGCGGCGGCACGGCGCCCCGCGGCUCGCUGCGGAGCCCCGCCACUGGGACUCGAACCACCGUCCUUUUCGUCUCCGACUGCUACGACCGCAUCCCGUCUCCCAGGGCCUACCAACAAUGCCUCCUCGUCCUCUGCCAGUCCGCUGUCGAGGCACUACUCACCGGACUCAGCUCCGUCUGCUACUUUUGCCUCUGCUCCCGCGAAUUCGUACAAUUCGGUAUUGCUCAGCGAAGACCCUCCCCCAAAGCCCUCACCGUCGCGCCCAUCACCCGGAAACUCGACUGGCGGUCUCUCAAAGACCGAAAAAGAAUGGCCGAAAUGAGCAUCGGAAUCUGCUACUGGGUCCGCAACAAGAUCAAGCUUCCCUAA